This is a messenger RNA of Aspergillus affinis, 1359 nucleotides long. RefSeq lists its product as uncharacterized. Bases 1 to 1359 code for a protein of 452 amino acids. The transcript has 2 exons. Lineage: Eukaryota; Fungi; Ascomycota; Eurotiomycetes; Eurotiales; Aspergillaceae. The record is from RefSeq and is a predicted model, not a curated record.
AUGGCUGCUGCCUCCACAUGCUCCGGCCAUUCUCUUCACGGCGCCUACUGUGACAAUGCUCCACCUCAGGGGGCUCAUAUUAAUAGCAGCCAUAACCGCCCGCUGCGUAUAGUUCCUCCCACUACCCUUGCAUCGUCUCCACCCAGGACAACUACAAAUCCCGGAGAUGCCUCGUCGGCCACCCUCUCUGCCAUCGAAGUCGAACUUGCUUCACAAUCCAUCUCGGCCCUGAACAUCAUGGGUGUCAAAGAUACCAUGCUGCAUGUCACCGAACUUCCUAUGGAGACCACCCCGGACCUCGCUGUCAUCGAGCAGCCCUCGUCUCCCAAAAUGGAGACCGUGGAGGAAGUGCCGUCCAUCGAACCAGAAGCGCCAGCAGCCACUUCCUCGCCGGCGUCUACCAAACAUCGCACCCCGAAGCGCAAGCGAACCGCCUCACCUCCUUCGCCUGCCUCGACCAACCCCUCCCAACAUGUCCGUUCCGCCUCGCGCAGCACUCGACGCUCUGCUCCGCCCAGCAGUCGUCCGGGCUCUCUCCAUUCGCACCGCCGCACGGUGACGACCUCCUCUCUCACUUCGUCCUCGCAUCCUAGUCCCAGCGACCCCGAAACCCGACGCCAGAACCUCCUCGCCCUGCACCGCGAGUCUUGUCGCCUCUUCCAGAACAACGGUCGAGUCAGAGACAGCGAGGGCAGCACCCCGUCGCCAUCCUCCUCAACCGCAACCACACAUACGCCACCACGUACCGUCCGCGCCUACUCAGACCUCAGCACGCCGCCUCUCUCUCCAAUCCUCGACUCCAUGUCCAGCACCUCUCAACAACGACCGCCCUUCCCCCCGCCCCUCCGCACUUGCUCCGCCUUCACCCCAGCCGACUCGGACCCCAUCUCCCCGGUCCCUAUCCACCCCUCCGCCACCGUCAUCGACUGGACAUCCCCCUCGACCCGCCGCCGCGAGUACAAGAAGAUCGACCGCGCCAGCAGCGGCGUGCGCGGGUUUUGGCGCCGCGUUGCGCCGCGCUGGGCCCGGUUCGGCGACGACCGCACUCCAUUCUUCGAGGAGGGGAAAGACGGCAAGGGGAACUACGAGGGCAGCGUGCGUCGCUUCCGGAUGGAUUUACCGGAUGAAGGCCCGACUCGCUCGGAGAGGGCGGUCGGAUUGAAACUGAAGAGGAAACUGGUUGUCUGGGAGAAUAUGAGAGAGCAGAGCUAUUCGGCGCCGGCGAGGAUAGCUUAUCAAGAAGAGGAACGCUCUAUGAAGGAGAUAACCAACGAAGCCUGGGGCUUCCAGACGGUCUUUCCCGGCAGACAGAUAUGGAUGACUGCUUCUGCUAGACAGACACAGCUGGCUGAUAAUUGA